Messenger RNA from Ilex paraguariensis (yerba mate), 2387 nucleotides. NCBI's taxonomy places the organism in Eukaryota, Viridiplantae, Streptophyta, Magnoliopsida, Aquifoliales, Aquifoliaceae. The record is from the annotation of a GenBank genome assembly.
AUGGGGGUUCAUUCUCUGGCAAUGGAAACCCUAGCCGAGAGGGCAUCAUUCAUGAGAGAGUCCCUGCACAAGAGCCAGACCAUCACAGACAACAUGGUCGCCAUCCUCGGCUCCUUUGAUCACCGCCUCUCCGCCCUCGAAACCGCAAUGCGUCCCACUCAGGCACUCUCUCUCUCUCUCUCUCUCACUUUGACAUUGAUGAAGGAAUUUACAUACAUAAGAACUCAUUCGAUUAGGAGGGCGCACGAGAACAUUGAUAAGACACUGAAGGCAGCCGAAUUUAUUUUGGCCCGAUUCGAUCUUUCGCGACAGGCGGAAGCUACAAUAUUAAGAGGACCACAUGAGGAUUUGGAAAGUUACCUAGAAGCAGUUGAUCAGCUGAGAAGCAUUGUUUCUUUUUUUAGUGGAAACAAAAGCCUCAAAAGUAGCAUUGGCGUGGUUAAUCAUGCAAAUAACUUACUUGGAAAGGCUAUUCUAAAGCUAGAAGAAGAGUUUCGGCAGCUGUUGACCUCAUACAGCAAACCUGUGGAACCUGAUCGUUUUUUUGAUUGCCUACCCAAUUCUCUGCGACCAUCAGCAGGAUCACCUGGUCAGGGUGAUGCCAGUGGCAAGCACCAAAACAAAAGUUUAGAAACUGUUGUUUACCACCCUCCAACUCUCAUUCCACCCAGAAUUCUGCCUUUGCUGCAUGAUUUAGCCCAACAAAUGGUUCAAGCUGGUUUUCAACAGCAACUCUUCAAUAUUUACAGGGAAACCCGUAUUUCAGUUGUGGAACAGAGCCUUAGAAAACUAGGUGUGGAAAAACUUGGUAAAGAUGAUGUCCAAAAGAUGCAGUGGGAGGUCUUGGAGGCUAAGAUUGGGAACUGGAUUCAUUUCAUGCGGAUUGCUGUCAAACUUCUAUUUGCUGGGGAAAAGAAAGUCUCUGAUCAAAUAUUUGAUGGCUACGAAUCUCUCCGGGAUCAAUGUUUUGCAGAAGUUACUGCAAACAGUGUUGCCAUGCUGCUUAGUUUUGGAGAGGCAAUUGCCAAAAGCAAGAGGUCUCCGGAAAAAUUAUUCGUCCUUUUGGACAUGUAUGAGAUAAUGAGAGAACUUCGGUCAGAGAUUGAUCUAAUUUUCGGAAAUAAAUAUUGCGCUGAAAUGCGAGAAUCUGCCGUGGUUUUGACAAAGCGUUUAGCCCAGACAGCCCAAGAGACCUUUGGUGAUUUUGAAGAAGCAGUCGAAAAAGAUGCCACAAAAACUGCUGUUCUUGAUGGAACAGUCCAUCCUUUGACUAGCUAUGUAAUUAACUAUGUGAAGUUUCUGUAUGACUAUCAGUCGACCCUAAAGCAACUUUUCCAGGAGUUUGAUGGCGAUGAUGCAGAUGCUCAGCUGGCAUCUGUGACAACACGGAUAAUGCAGGCUCUUCAGACUAACCUGGACGGGAAAUCUAAACAAUAUAGGGAUCCUGCUUUGACUCAGUUAUUUCUCAUGAAUAAUAUCCACUACAUUGUCAGAUCUGUGCGCAGGUCAGAAGCAAAAGAUUUGUUAGGAGACGACUGGGUCCAAAUACAUCGAAGGAUUGUGCAGCAGCAUGCAAAUCAGUAUAAGAGGAUUUCUUGGUCCAAGGAGUUUGAUGGCGAUGAUGCAGAUGCUCAGCUGGCAUCUGUGACAACACGGAUAAUGCAGGCUCUUCAGACUAACCUGGACGGGAAAUCUAAACAAUAUAGGGAUCCUGCUUUGACUCAGUUAUUUCUCAUGAAUAAUAUCCACUACAUUGUCAGAUCUGUGCGCAGGUCAGAAGCAAAAGAUUUGUUAGGAGACGACUGGGUCCAAAUACAUCGAAGGAUUGUGCAGCAGCAUGCAAAUCAGUAUAAGAGGAUUUCUUGGUCCAAGAUUCUGCAGUCUCUCUCCAUUCAGGGCCUCUCUUCAUCAGGUGGGAGUGGUUCAUUUGGAGCUGAUGGUGGCAGCAGUGGUGGAGUUUCAAGAGCAAUGGUGAAAGAUAGGUUCAAGAGCUUCAACAUUAUAUUUGAGGAGCUUCACCAAAGGCAGUCUCAAUGGACAGUCCCAGACAGUGAGUUGCGUGAGUCUCUAAGGCUGGCUGUGGCUGAAGUCCUUUUGCCUGCCUAUAGAUCUUUUGUUAGACGUUUUGGCUCUAUGAUUGAGAAUGGCAAGAAUCCCCAAAAGUACAUCAGGUUUAGUCCAGAGGAUCUGGAGCGAAUGCUGGCUGAGUUUUUCGAAGGAAAGACCUUGAAUGAACCAAAGCGGUAGAGUUCUUGCUGCAAGUAAGCACUUGUUUAGCUCAUAGCUUGUUGAACAUAUCUCAUUCAGUGUAUAAUUGGUCAAUAGUGCAUUUGCAUCCCACUUUAGUCGUGUUGUAUAUGUGGUCCAUUUCAGCAUCACCAUAUUAG